UCCUAGUCUCUUCCCCUCUCACUUUGCAGCGACGGUGAGCUGGCAAUUGGCGUCGACGAAGGGCGCCAGCGAGGUAGAUGGGAGGCGGCGACGACGAGGAAGAAUGCAGGGCGGCGAGGAUGGAACAUGCAAGGCGAUGCAGGGGACGACGAUGACGACGACGACCGAAGAUCGACCUGCUGCUACUGCCGAUAGGCCUUGGAUCUGGAGGAUGAAGAAGGGGCGGAGACUGAGACCGCUUCGAUUCUUUCGGCUUUGCAGUUCUCGUCAACCUCCGCGAAUGAAGAAGGACGGGAUGGCGACGAAGACCGAUGAUCGAUCUUCACUGCUGCAGCCUGCAGCGACCCCUUCUCCUUCUUGGCCUUCUUUUGCUGGAUCUCGAUGGCGGACGACAACGAUUGAGGAUGAAAGAUUGCUGGAUCUCGAUGGCGGGCAACAAAGAUUCUUCUUCUAGAGAGCCAUGGAGGGGUUGGGACUUGGGUUGGGAGGGAGAUUAGGGGGAAAAGGAGUGGCGGAGCGGUUAUGCGGUGCACCGAUUUUUAUCUCGGUUAGCCACCGACGCUUGCCGGUUAACAUAAAUCCCCAAAACAGCCCACCGACACCCCCACCGAGGAUAAAUUAUUGAUUUUCGG
Linum trigynum is the source of this 632-nucleotide messenger RNA. NCBI's taxonomy places the organism in Eukaryota, Viridiplantae, Streptophyta, Magnoliopsida, Malpighiales, Linaceae. The record is from the annotation of a GenBank genome assembly.